Molecule: messenger RNA, 2097 nt
Organism: Pararge aegeria (speckled wood butterfly)
Lineage: Eukaryota; Metazoa; Arthropoda; Insecta; Lepidoptera; Nymphalidae
Gene: Rsph3
Product: radial spoke head protein 3 homolog A
Exons: 11
Cellular component (GO): cilium
Source: RefSeq, a predicted model, not a curated record
AUGCGCGCGCUGCAGCUGGGCGCGGCGGGCGCGCGGGGCCCGUACACGUAUGCUAGCACGCCGCGCGCGCUCUACAACAACGCCAAGCUGCGCCGCGACCCCUCCUGUGGAGGGGGCCUCUUUCCUGCAGCAGGGAAGAAAGGGAAGGUAAUUUUGCCAAACCAGCCAGAUUACUGCGAACUACCCAACCAUCGAGCUGUUUCGGAGCUCAUCACAUCGCCAAACUGUUUGAGCGAUUUCUGCUGGGAAGCCUUGAGCUUUAGAAGAUUAACAGCAGAGCAUAUCAAAGCUACUACGAGUAGUAGAUGUGCGGCCUCAUAUGCGGACAUCAAGCUCAAAUAUACGUCCGCAAUCCACACCCGACCGACCGUUCGAGAGCUUGUCGGCCACCACGCACUCACGCUGUUCGCUCGCGUAUGCACCAACCUCCGUGCAGCCGCGCCUCGAGCGAGACCGCCGGAAGGGCGGGCCUGCCUGGCGCGUUCCUGCUACAAACGAAAACGAAUCUUAGGCAUCAAUGGCGAUGAAUACGCAAUCAGAACUGAACCCUCGGCGGUCCACCCGCAGCCAUCGCUUCGUUCGUGUUCGUCGUUCGCCGCAGUUGACCGCCGGCCGCGGGCGCGCGGCCUGCGCUUGCGUGUCGCAGCCGCGGACGCGGGGCGGGCGGCACUCGGCCGAGCGCCCGCAGCCAUGCCGGCGCUCCAGCUGGCCGCGCACGCCUUCACGGUUAUAAGCGGCUCGGGCGCGCCGCCGCCGCCAGUCGCGCGCCGCGUGCUCGCGGUGCGGCCGCAACAGCGCCCGGCCGCGCCCGACGCGCACUUCGCGCGCGCGCUCGACCUCAAGCUGCGCCGCCUCAAGCAGCGCGAGCGGCUGGCGGCCGGCCAGCGCCGCGCCGACGCUGACCGGCCGCGCUUCGUCACCACGGUGAAGACGGGCCAGUUCCUGCUGCCGCCGCCCGGCGCGCCCGCCCACCCGGGCCUGCACGCGCUGUACGCCGCGCGCGAGCCCGUCGUGUACGAGUACGCCAGCCGGCCCAAGCCGGUGGCCGCGCGGGCCCGGCGCUCGCUGCCCGGCAGCGGGGACCGGGUCCCGAACGGCGCGCCCGUGGCUCUCCGCGGCGAUGAGCCCUCGCCCUCGGGCCCCGGAAUGGCCUUCCGGGGCGUCCGAGCGUUGAUCGCCGGCGUGGCGGGCGUUAGGCGCCUGCUCGAGCGACGGGACUGCGUGUUAGUACUCCCUUACUCCAACCUGAUGCAUGACAAGCGCGUGGUGCGCGGGAGCACUUUUGGAUCCCAUCCGCAAGCCGCCGGCGACGCGCCGGGCGGCGCCGCGCGGUCGCGCCGGCUGCGCGCGCGCCGGCCCGGCCGCGCCACCACGCCGCCGCCCGCGCCCGGACGCCGCCACCUGCGCGCGCAGACCGACCACUACCUGGAGGAGCUGUUCGCCAAGGGGCAGGAGCUGGAGGCGGGCGUGCAGACGGAGCUGUCGGCCGAGCGGCCCGCCACGCCGGCCUACGCGCCCGCCGCCAGUGGCGCCGACGCGCACACGCAGAUAUACGCCGGGGACCUGUUCGACUUCGAGCUGGAGGUGCAGCCGCUGCUGGAGCAGCUGGUGGGCGGCGCGGCGCGGCAGGCGCUGGCGGAGGCGGCGCAGGAGGAGGAGCUGGCGGCGCUGCGCGAGCAGCAGCGGCGCUUCCGCGAGCUGCGCGACGCCGAGCUGGCCGAGCGGCAGCGCCUGGCCGCGCAGCACGCGCGCCUGGCGCGGGAGAAGGCGCGGCGCGCGGGCGAGGCGCGGGCGGCGCGCGCAGCGGGCGAGCAGGCGCGCGCGCGGGCGGCGGGCGCGGCGCUGGUGCGCGGCUACGUGGCCGAGCUGCUGCCGUCGCUGCUGGCCGGCCUGCGCGACGCGGGCCACCUGCUGCGACGCCUGCAGACAGGUGUAGAAGAAGAGUUCAUGCCGUGGCUGGUAGACGAGGUCUCCCAUGAAAUCGAGUCCAUCAUCACGAGCAGAGAUGUCCUCACGGACAUCGUGCGCGGCGUGCUGGCGGCGCGCGCGCAGGUGCCGGGCGCGCCGCACUCGCCGCCCGCCUCGCCCUCCGCCUCG